UUUUCCAUCAGUGUGCGUGUGUUGUCUACGCUUGUGUUAACAAUUGUAAGCAAAAAGAGACGAGUGAGCGUUUUAAUACAACUCCGCGUUCGCUUUUGAAGGCAUAUUUAUCGCAUAUUUUUUCUUGAAUGAAAAACCUCACGUUGGUAGCAGCAAAUCGACGCGAUUACGUAUAUGCUGUUGGCUUGCUGCAAGUGCGAAAAAACCCUCAUCGAUCGCGGCGGUUGAACAGUAGAAAACGGGUGCUCAGCUGGCUGUUAGGCGCAAUGCAGAGCUCAUUUCCGUUUCCCGCGGUUGCCCCAAACCCGGCCGUGAACGAAAAAUACCGGCGCAAGUACCGACGACUGAAGCGGAUCAUGAAAAAUCUGAUUUUUGAAAAUGCAGCUUUAUGUGAUCAUGUUGCUCAGGUGCAGGAAAAUAUACUGCUAGUGAAGGAGGAGAGGAGGUAUCUCCUCAAGAAGUUACUGGAGCAUGAGAAUGAAAUGGAGACACAAUUGGGGAGACCUUGUAGCAAGCUAAACGAGUUAAUUGCAAACAGUUUGCCCCCUAAAAGACAGUACAAAAAGCGUGCAACAGCCGACGCAAACAAUGGUGGUGAAGCGACUCCCAAGGCUAAAGGACAAACCCGAAAGCCUCGUGCUAAUGCAACUGCCACUGCCGAAAAAAAUGCCACCAAGAAGAGCCUGCAGGACAUCGCGCUGCGGCAAACUGGACAUCCAACAUAUCCUCUAACGAUUGCAGGAUUCACGAUUUUCAAUCUAGGUGAAAUUGUCCCCGGUCGCUUAGCUUACAAUACAGAGUAUACAAUAUACCCCAUUGGUUAUACUGUGUCCCGCCCGUAUGGUCAUCUAAAAGAUCCCACAAAGAAAUGCAUUUAUACAUGCCGAGUGGUAGAUAGUGGGGAUAAUCCCCGGUUUGAAAUUAUUCCAGAGAAUGACAAGGAUUUGACGAUAGCGGGGAAUUCUCCUGAUGCGUGCCACGCGACCUUGCUGCAAUGUAUAAACGCUUCCCUGGAUUGCCGAAACAUCGAUGGCCGACCGUCGGGUGAUUGGUUCUUCGGGCUGUCCCAUCCGACCAUCUCAAGUCUGAUUCAGAGCUUCCCGGCAUCGAAGAAGUGCGUUAACUAUCGGGGCAUCCGGAAGGAGAACUUCGCCAACAUGGACAAGGAGAACGAUCCAUCGCUUAACUAUGAAGCGCUGCAGAGACAUAUCGCCAUUUCGGCCUACCAUACGGUGCCGGAGAUCAAGGAGGAACCACCGGAUGAACUACUGGAUCAUUCGGACGGGAAUUCGUUCAGCUUGUCCUAGAAUAGGAGCGGCAGGUGGUUGCGUUUUAGGAAAUACAAGUAAGCGGUAGUGGAAUGUGUGUUUAUGAACCUGAAUAACAAAAAUUGAAUGUAUUUUUAUGUACGCGCUGAAA
Messenger RNA from Wyeomyia smithii (pitcher-plant mosquito), 1419 nucleotides. Its product is annotated as transforming growth factor beta regulator 1. Bases 129 to 1307 code for a protein of 392 amino acids. Lineage: Eukaryota; Metazoa; Arthropoda; Insecta; Diptera; Culicidae. The record is from RefSeq and is a predicted model, not a curated record. Gene Ontology annotation, biological process: regulation of cell cycle. Gene Ontology annotation, cellular component: nucleus. The transcript has 2 exons.